AUGGAUGCAGCUACAGCAUCAGGAUAUUGCGAAGGUUUCGAGAAUGGAAGGGAUUCAGACUUCCGUUUAGCAAGCUGGAUCAAAGGGUUCAUGUUCGCAAGAGCCUUGUCUGCUCCUAAGCCCUAUAUGGCCUCCAUUACCUCCGCAAGUCAAUCAGUCCAUAUUGAUCUUUCCGAUACCCCAAGGAAGCAAGAGGUGUAUCAGGGAGAGGACAUCGAGGCUGAACUACCUUCAGACCAUUCCGCAUAUAUAUGGGGCCAUCGGCGCCGAUGCCCCACACCUCCGUCUUCUGAUAUGCGCCGACUACAGAUAUAUCAAUGUGGAAAUGCAACGAAUGCAACCAAGGAGUUAGGCACAAGUGCCUUCUGUUUGCUCCUUUCGCUCCUCGACAAGAAAGACAUCGACUUUAUUAUUGCAGUCGUCGGUCGUGGCGAAGCCUUCUGGACUGCAUCUGUGCAGCAGCAUCAAAUUGUCAACCUCGGUUACUCUGCCGCCCGAUCAAUUAACUUCUCACACCCGGAAGAUGAACGUGAUAUUGCAAAGGCCGUCCGGUGUCCUGAUUGCGUCAUGUUCAAGCCGGGCAAAGAGAGCGGUGCCCCUGUCGUUCCGCCGCCUCAAUCUGAGUCCAGGCGAGCAUCAUCAACUGGGAUAAAGCCCAAGCGCAAACGUCAGACUAACCAAGGGUCUUUGGGAGCCCCUCCGAGAAAGGCCACUCGUACAGGAACCGCUCCCCAACGAGAACUAGAAGAAGUGAAGUGCAUGCUCGAAGGCCUGCAGUAUCAUCCUCCAAAUAUAGACCCCAGAAGCCUGACUGGAGUAGAGGUGGGGGUUUACAAACUAGUGGCUUCAGUUCAAAGUACCAUGGCAAUACAACAGUUCCAGCAACUUGUCUAUCAUUGGAGGGAGCAGCAGUCGCGAGCAACCCUCUCUAUAGACUCUACUGGAUCAGCACUCGAUAAUGUGAUGGCGUCGAUCAGACUUGCCGAGGAAGUUGAGAAGGCUAAAGGGCCUAUACAACAACGCGCUGAUCUCAAGUUUCUUCACGAUCUUGCGUCGCGCAAGAAUAUGACAAAAGAGGAAGUCAAGCGCCAUCUUCGUGAUGGGAAGCAGUGGUCCAAGCUGUGUGAAUCUGUUGGGCUGUUGGCCUUCAUCCCCCUGGAUUCAAAUAACGCUUUUGGGAUCAAGAAGGAGGAAUGGAUAGAGCUCAGCCUAGAAAGGCGCACUGCAUCCAUGAAGGCGUUCCCUAACCUCCUGAAUAAUGGAUAUAUGAAAAAUAUAUUGGUUGCAGGGAAAGUGUUGGUGGAGAUGGUGUCUGGAACGCCAGUUGUUUUUUCGUGGGAGAAGGACCGUCUCAGCUAA
Fusarium coffeatum is the source of this 1359-nucleotide messenger RNA. RefSeq lists its product as uncharacterized. The record is from RefSeq and is a predicted model, not a curated record. The transcript has 3 exons. Bases 1 to 1359 code for a protein of 452 amino acids. Lineage: Eukaryota; Fungi; Ascomycota; Sordariomycetes; Hypocreales; Nectriaceae.